Messenger RNA from Homalodisca vitripennis (glassy-winged sharpshooter), 1197 nucleotides. RefSeq names its product putative gustatory receptor 28b. The record is from RefSeq and is a predicted model, not a curated record. Gene Ontology annotation, biological process: sensory perception of taste. Gene Ontology annotation, cellular component: axon; neuronal cell body; membrane. Lineage: Eukaryota; Metazoa; Arthropoda; Insecta; Hemiptera; Cicadellidae. The transcript has 8 exons. Bases 1 to 1197 code for a protein of 398 amino acids.
AUGGCGGUCUCCAGUGCUCUCUCGACUUUCCUGGGAGCCCUCGUGUGUCUUUCUGUAGCCUUGCUCAGGUCUUCCAAGAAGAUUCUACUUCUGGAGCGACUGAGGGAAAUAGAUUUCCAACUCCAUAGAAACGCUCCAUCACACAACACACGAGUUGUCUCAUAUGUGGCUCUUGUAUACUGCUGCAUCAUGGUCAUCUAUGAUGUAAUAGAACACUUCAAUUACAUAUCGAUAUAUGCUAUAUCUGUGGCCUUUAAGGUUCCAGAACAAAGACGCUACACGACGACGACUUCACUGAUUAUGGCGGUCUCCAGUGCUCUCUCGACUUUCCUGGGAGCCCUCGUGUGUCUUUCUGUAGCCUUGCUCAGGUCUUCCAAGAAGAUUCUACUCCUGGAGCGACUAAGGGAAAUAGAUUUCCAACUCCAUAGAAACGCUCCAUCACACAACACACGAGUUGUCUCAUAUGUGGCUCUAGUAUACUGCUGCAUCAUGGUCAUCUAUGACGUUAUAGAACACUUCAAUUACAUAUCGAUAUAUGCUAUAUCUGUGGCCUUUAAGAUAGUGCUAAUAUUUGGGCUGGUAGAGCUGAUGGAGUUGGUACUCAGUGUAAAGGACAGGUUCCAGCUAAUCAAUCAACGAGUGGAAGAGUUGGUGAUGAGGUCUCGGACGAAGCAACUCUUGUGGACUGUUGCACUCCCUUGUGUUGAGGCAUUUUCUAAUCCUCGAGUGAUGUCGCUGACUAUACCAGGCCUCAGUGAGACACACUGGAGUCUGUGCUGUAUAGUCUAUGAUAUAAACGUUGUCUAUGGCUGUCAGAUGGUGGCCCUGAUGGUGUUUAUAUUCGCUCAUCUUGUCUUCUACCCGUAUUUCUUAUUCCUUCUCUUCUCUAUGGACUAUAACAAAUUUCUCUAUACCAUUCUUAUUGGCAACUGGAUAUUGUUAUAUGUGGGUGAACUUUACUUCUUGGUGUGGCCUUGUGCACAGGCUGUUGCAGAGCUGGAAAACUUCGCCCAGCAACUGUUCCACAGAGACGUCGAGUUCUCCGCUUGUGGUCUGUUCAACCUUCACACAUCCAUCAUUGUGUCUGUAGCCAGCGCGGUUACUACCUACUUAGCCAUCAUCAUACAGUUCCAAACUUCUAGUGUUGGCGAGACCUCUACCUCUACAACAACUGCUGUUACUCUUAAAGCUUCUUAG